Suricata suricatta (meerkat) is the source of this 1097-nucleotide messenger RNA. RefSeq names its product ras homolog family member U (gene RHOU). Lineage: Eukaryota; Metazoa; Chordata; Mammalia; Carnivora; Herpestidae. The record is from RefSeq and is a predicted model, not a curated record. The annotation marks the transcript as partial. Gene Ontology annotation, molecular function: GTP binding; GTPase activity. Gene Ontology annotation, biological process: small GTPase-mediated signal transduction. The transcript has 3 exons.
GACGGCGCGGUGGGCAAGACCAGCCUGGUGGUGAGCUACACCACCAACGGCUACCCCACCGAGUACAUCCCCACCGCCUUCGACAACUUCUCGGCCGUGGUCUCCGUGGACGGGCGGCCUGUGAGACUCCAGCUCUGUGACACGGCCGGGCAGGAUGAGUUCGACAAACUGAGGCCGCUCUGCUACACCAACACGGACAUCUUUCUUCUUUGCUUCAGCGUCGUGAGCCCCUCAUCCUUCCAGAACGUCAGCGAGAAGUGGGUGCCAGAGAUCCGGUGCCACUGUCCCAAAGCUCCCAUCAUCCUGGUUGGAACUCAGUCGGAUCUCAGAGAAGACGUCAAAGUCCUCAUUGAGCUGGACAAAUGCAAAGAGAAGCCAGUGCCUGAAGAGGCGGCAAAGCUGUGCGCCGAGGAAAUCAAAGCUGCCUGCUACAUCGAGUGUUCGGCCUUGACUCAGAAAAACCUCAAGGAGGUCUUCGACGCGGCCAUCGUCGCCGGCAUUCAGUACUCGGACACUCAGCAACAGCCAAAGAAGGCCAAGAGCAGGACUCCAGACAAAAUGAAAAACCUCUCCAAGUCCUGGUGGAAGAAAUACUGCUGUUUCGUAUGAUGUUGGCGAAGAAAGGCAGAGAGGCAGUUUUUAGAUGAAGUCGAUAUUAGAAGCUAUAUUAGCUGAAAUGACUCCUUGUCUCGUCUAGAUCCUGGAUAGAGAACGCCACGCGUGGGUGACAGGCGGAGCUCUUGGUCUGUGUAUUCUUUCUUGCCUUUGGUGUUCUUGUUUGUUUGAGCUUAGGGAUGAGUUAAUUAUGCAAGAUAUUUUUGAAGGAAGUUGAGCGUUUUUCAUAACUCUGGAAAUUUAGAGCUCUAGAUCCUUGGAUUAAUUUAUAUCUUAGAUGAAAGAGACACCCCAGGUGUGGGGGUCAAGGAUGAAUUUUUGCUACAUUAUACAUUUGUACAGAAGAACAAAAGACGAAAUGGUGUGGUGAACCCUCCCCUUGAUUAAGGGCUACUUAAUGCAAGUACGUUAUGUGCACAGGCCAGCUAGCUUUGAAACUCCAUACUUUUAAAAAACCUUUUAAGGGACUAAAAUCUGAGAAA